Messenger RNA from Onychomys torridus (southern grasshopper mouse), 10976 nucleotides. It is a transcript of the gene Ercc5, whose product is annotated as ERCC excision repair 5, endonuclease. Bases 61 to 3636 code for a protein of 1191 amino acids. Gene Ontology annotation, biological process: nucleotide-excision repair. The record is from RefSeq and is a predicted model, not a curated record. Gene Ontology annotation, cellular component: nucleus. NCBI's taxonomy places the organism in Eukaryota, Metazoa, Chordata, Mammalia, Rodentia, Cricetidae. Gene Ontology annotation, molecular function: single-stranded DNA binding; DNA endonuclease activity. The transcript has 15 exons.
CUGGCGCGUCCUUAUCUAACUUGAAGCAGGCCUGCCAAGCCAGCGCAGCGCGCCUGCGCCAUGGGAGUCCAGGGGCUGUGGAAGCUGCUGGAGUGCUCCGGCCGCCAGGUCAGCCCGGAGUCGCUGGAGGGCAAGGUGCUGGCCGUGGAUAUUAGCAUUUGGCUAAACCAAGCACUUAAAGGAGUCCGAGAUCGCCAUGGGAAUAUGAUAGAAAAUGCUCAUCUCCUCACAUUGUUCCACCGGCUCUGCAAACUCCUGUUUUUUCGUAUUCGCCCUAUUUUUGUAUUUGAUGGAGAUGCUCCACUGCUAAAGAAACAGACCUUGGCAAAGAGAAGGCAGAAGAGGGAUUCUGCAUCCAUUGACUCUAGAAGAACCACAGAGAAGCUUCUGAAAACCUUUCUGAAGAGACAGGCUCUGCAAACUGCCUUCAGAAGGAAAAGAAAUGAAGCUCUACCCAGUCUUACUCAAGUUCAGAGAAAGGAUGACAUCUACGUUUUACCACCUUUACAAGAGGAAGAAAAGCACAGUUCAGAAGAGGAAGAUGAAAAGCAGUGGCAAGCAAGAAUGGAUCAAAAGCAAGCUUUGCAGGAAGAAUUCUUUCAUAAUCCUCAUGCCAUCGAUAUCGAGUCUGAGGAUUUCAGCAGCCUGCCACCUGAAGUAAAGCAUGAGAUCUUGACUGACAUGAAGGAGUUUACCAAGCGAAGACGAACACUGUUUGAAGCAAUGCCAGAGGAGUCUAAUGAUUUUUCACAGUACCAGCUGAAAGGCUUGCUUAAGAAAAACUACUUAAACCAGCACAUAGAAAAUGUCCAAAAGGAAAUGAACCAGCAGCACUCAGGACAAAUCCAGAGGCAAUACGAAGAUGAGGGAGGCUUUCUGAAGGAGGUGGAGUCAAGGAGAGUGGUCUCUGAAGACACCUCACAUUACAUCUUGAUAAAAGGUAUUCAAACUAAGAAAGUCAUGGAUGUGGAUUCAGAGGCUUCUUCUUCCAGCAAAACGCACAGCAUAUCCUUCGACCUAAAGUCGUCACCCCAUGAGAAAGUGAAGCCAGAGAAAGAGCCAGAGGCUGCACCUCCUUCUCCAAGAACAUUACUGGCUAUACAGGCAGCCAUGCUGGGAAGUAGCUCAGAAGAGGAGCCAGAGAGUGGAGAGGGAAGGCAGUCUAGGGAGAGGAAUUUGUGGGCCACUGCAGAUGCAGGCUCCAUUUCACCACAGACGCUUGCAGCUAUUCAGAGAGCUCUGGAUGAUGAUGAAGAUGGGAAAGUGUGUGAGGGCGAUGAUGGUGAGCCAACAGGAAGGGCAGUGAUGAGAGUGUUGGGUGAGGAUGAAGAUGGGGAAGCUUGUGCCAGGAGUGGUGAGCGGGCCGUGAGAGCACAGGCUGGAAACAGGCCAAACCAGGAGCACAGCGAUGGAGUUGAAGUGAGAGGUGGAGGCGUGCCGUUUGCCACAGUUCCUCCUGUACCCACCAUGACUGCCGUAAAGGAGGGCGUGGUCAGCUCCAGUAGUGAAAAAGAACAGACAGCCUCAGCUCAUUCAUUGAACACUGCUUGUCAUGAAGCUGGUGAAUGUUACGCUCCAAAAGAACAAAUGUCACUUAUUCAUGUGGUGAAGGAAGCGUCUCAGAUGAGCAGUGAGCAUGAGGUUGAGAGGAAGCAAGUUCCCCUUCCACCAGCAGGCACAGAACUUCUGUGCAGUGAUGCCUCUGGACUCCGCGGGGAACCUCCAAUUAGAACACAUUCCGAUCAGAGGAUGGACACAUACCCUGAAGAGCCUGAGCUGCAGAAAGGUCUCUACCCACCUGAGAGGAAAUGUGUUUCCUCUCUUUUUUCAAGUGAUGAUGAAACAGAAAGUGUACAAAAUACUGCCUCCAAAGCAUGGAGCACAGUUCACAUCCCUUCAGAGGCAAUGGGUAACUUAGAAAAGGCAUUGUCUUCUAAUGCUGAUGAGCAUGGAGAUUCCCUGAAAACCAUCCAGCAAUGGGAAAUGCCUGAAGCCACUGCCAGAGAAUUGAUUUCAGUCCCAAAGCCCAUGGUACCAGAGGGGAUGGAGUCUGGAGAAAGCGAGUCUGAUGGAAGUUUCAUUGAGGUACAGAGUGUGGUCAGUGAUGGUGAACUUCAAACAGUGUCAUCAGAGCCUUCUAAACCUCCCUCUGAACAAGAUAAAGAGGAACCAAGAGGAACUCUGGAGGAAGGAAUCCCUAGGGACACAGAACACCUCCUACAGGACAGCUCUGACAGUGAGGACUUGGUCAAGGAAGAGCACAAAAAAACUGAUGGAUAUGCUGAGGACUCACCUGAUGAAUGGCAAGAUGUUGAUUUGGAGGAACUAGACAUCCUAGAGAGUAACCUCUUAGCAGAGCAGAAUUCACUGGAAGCUCAAAAACAACAGCAAGAACGGAUUGCUGUCUCUGUAACGGGCCAGAUGUUUCUGGAAAGUCAGGAACUCUUGCGCCUGUUUGGCAUUCCCUAUAUCCAGGCUCCCAUGGAGGCAGAGGCGCAGUGUGCCAUCCUGGACCUCACUGAUCAGACUUCUGGGACCAUCACUGAUGAUAGUGAUAUCUGGCUGUUUGGAGCCCGGCAUGUCUAUAAGAAUUUUUUUAACAAAAACAAAUUUGUAGAGUACUACCAAUAUGUGGACUUUCACAACCAAUUAGGAUUGGACCGGAACAAAUUAAUCAACUUGGCUUAUCUACUGGGCAGCGAUUAUACUGAAGGGAUCCCAACUGUUGGCUGUGUAACAGCCAUGGAGAUUCUCAACGAAUUCCCUGGACGAGGCCUGGACCCACUCCUAAAAUUCUCAGAGUGGUGGCAUGAAGCUCAAAACAGCAAGAAGGUUGCAGCCAAUCCCCAGGAUACCAAAGUAAAAAAGAAGUUACGGAAGUUGCAGCUGACACCUGGCUUCCCCAACCCUGCGGUUGCAGAUGCCUACCUUAGGCCUGUGGUGGAUGACUCCAGGGGAUCGUUUCUGUGGGGCAAACCUGAUGUUGACAAGAUUAGAGAUUUUUGUCAGAGGUAUUUUGGCUGGAACAGGACAAAGACAGAUGAGUCCCUUUUUCCAGUCCUAAAGCAACUGAAUGUCCAGCAGACCCAACUACGGAUUGAUUCCUUUUUUAGAUUAGCUCAACAGGAAAAACAAGAUGUCAAACACAUAAAAAGCCAGAGGCUGAACAGAGCCGUGACAUGUAUGCUAAGGAAAGGAAGGGAAGAGGCAAAUAGUGAGCUGGACAAAGAGGUUGAGGCCCUGGAUAAGACUAAAGGGAAAACCUCAAAAAGAAGCCUAAUGAGCCCAAGAAAGACAUCAGUUCCCCAAAGAAGGAGGUCUUCAGGAAGUGGUGGGUUUUUGGGGGACAUCCACCUCUCAGAAUCACCUGGGGAUUCAAGUGAGGAUGCAGAAGGUUCAUCUGUGAUGUGCACACGACGGAGAAGAACAGCUGAGUUGUCAAAAGUCAGCUGCUCAGAUUUGCCUGACAUAGUGAGAGAUGCUCACGGAAGGGAUGGUUAUAUGUCUACUAGCAGCUCCAGUGAGAGCGAUGGUGACAAAGCCAAGGCUGUGCUAGUGACUGCUAGACCUGUGUUUGGGAAGAAAAAAGGGAAGCUAAGGAGUAUGAGGAAAAGGAAAAGGAAAGUCAAAAUUUAAAAAGCCAGUGAUGUGUAAGAAUAAUGUUUGUAAUGUAUUGAGAGCAUAAGAUUAAAUCUAUUUGUACAGUCUCCAUUUUGAAUGUGUGGUUUUUAUUUUUAUUUUAUUUUUGGUUACUAAAGUUUAUUAAAAAUCAAAGAACAGAAAAACCUUACAUGAAAAUAUGUCUGUUUUAGUGUCUAUAUUAUUAUCCACAAACAAAAUUGAAACAUGAUAUGUUUUGGUCAAACUGUAGCAUAGUUACAGCUGUAGCCAGACCAAUUAAUCUGGUUCACCAUUACAGGGAUAGACAUGUUCCUGUACCUGUGGAAUAAACUUUAAAAUGCACGUUUGUAGAUCACUUGGGCCAGCCCCAGCAUGGUCCUUAAUGAAGAUACAGUCAAUAUUGCUACUGUGUAGAGAAUAGUACACCUAUGAAUCAAUGUUCAUAAAUAUUCCUUGCUUUUUGACUUACUUUUAUUUUACAAAUAUUCUUUAGUAACAGGUUCACGACUUAAAUAGUUUUAAGUAUUUUGGAUGAUUCAAAUCCUCAUGAACUACAGACCCUGGGUGUUGCUCUGCUCUGGAAUGCCUCCCAGAGUCAACAGCGCCACAACAGGCCUGGCGACAGUGAGGGGCAAAGUGUAUGGUUUUAAAACAUGGAUGCUAAGAUGGACAGUGCUACAAUUUGUAUAGCAUUUUCUACUUUAUCAUUGUUCCUAUUGUCUUACCAUGUCUGAAGCUUUGAGACCACAUUAAGGAAAAGGAAAGGGUUUGUAUCAAUGAGUGCUCUCUCAAUAUGCAUUCCCUCUGACUCAGACCUAGACGAGAAGAAAAAUAUCCUUACUUUUCAGUCCACAAUCUGGCAGUUCCAGCAACUCAGUGAUUCUCUGUGUCUCAGUGUUGUUCCAAGGCAGAUAGGAGAGUGCUUCAUGCUUGGAUCAUGGAGGGACAUUGUAUGAUCUAGCAAGUUAAUACUAAAAAAAUUUCAAUGGUUCUUUUUUCCUUAUGAAAUAAGUUAAUAUGUUUGAGAUAAUAGCAAAAGCAAUUUAUUAUUUAGGAUGAAUUGGCACAUCUGUAGUUUACUUAGGAUUAUGACCAUCAUGUACUUUAUAAAGUAACCUUUCAGCUCAUUAAUUUUUUUUUUCUUUAGCUUUAUCUUCAUUUUGCUGUGAAAGCAAUAUAUUCAGUUCUUUAUUUGUAUCAUCUUAAACACAGUUCUUUUAAAGUCUAUGUUUCGGUCACCUAUGAGUUCAUGCUGUUUCUUAGUUUGCCUGGUGAACUUUGGCAGCUGGACUGUGUGUGAAAAACUGGAGAAAUUUUUCUGGCUGUCUGUCCAGAAGGUCUGUGGAGGAGCAGCUGGGCAGAGGUGAGUCUUCCAUGGUUCAGGUCUGGUUUGUAGUCUUGCUAACACGUGUGCUUCUGUUUUCCCCUCAUUCCUAGGAAUGGCUUUCAGGAGGACCAUGAGAGGCUUGGGUGUUUCUAAUUUUUGCUUUUCGUAUCCUUUUGCUUCAGUAAUAAACCAUGUUCCCUGAAACAGUUUAGUUAGCAAACUCUGAGUGUAAAGUCAACACUGAAGACUUCUGUGGCCACUCAUUGUUUUGGGCUUUCAGUUCCUGGCUUCUUUGCCAGCCCAAAAUGUUACUUUGUCUAAUCUCCAGUUCUGUGAGGUUGCCCAGAGUUGUCUGGGGAUAUUUGUGUGUGGUCCUUUUUCUGGUUUCUCAGCCUUUUUGUUUCACCAGAGUAGGAUUUAAUGUUUCUUACUGCUUUGGUAAAUGCUUAAAGGAAGCGGGAGGACACAUUUCACUUAUUGGUAUGCAUGUUUGACUUUGUGAGUUUAUGUGAGUGCAGGAGCCCAAGGAAGCCAUUAGAGGGCACCAAAACAGGAGAUAUAGUUGGCUGUGGGUACUGUGAGCUAAACAUCUGCAAGACCUGGUCAUGGUCAUUGAUGAAUGGUUUCUUCUGCUACAGAAAGGAUUUACUUUAACAGAUUUUGAGGAGAUACAGUCUAUCGUGGUAGGGUAGGCCUGGUGGCAAGUUUGCUCACAUCUGGGCUAGUGAACAAGCUGGAAUUCAGGUUGGGCUGAAACUUCAAGUCCUACCUGUCAGCAACCUACUUUCUUUCUCCAUUGGGGACCCACCAAACAGCUGGGGGCCAAGUGUUCAAACAUGAGUCUGUGAGAGAACACAUAUCCAAAUUUUAGCAACCAAUAAUCAGUAAUAUCUAGAAUUCUUGGCUGCUUUGAUAGCUCUGUGAUAUCAUGAAACAGAAGUGUGUGCAUCUGUGUGGGUGAGAGUGUAUCUGAGUAUGUGUUUAAUUUUGCUUUCUUAAUAGAGACAGAAUCCUUAUGUAAGGCAUAGCUGGAGGCAUCAGUCUCCAUGUACUCUUCAGUGUAACAAAUGAUUAUUGUCAUAUUGGUUAGUAUAAUUGAUUUGGGAGUUCUGCAUAUUAUAAAUCUAGCACUGGGGAUUUCAUGAUCUUUCAAAUACCUCCCUGAAAGAGGUAAAUAAUUUUUAUUUAUCAAGUCAUUAUUCAUUCUUGUUUUAAAUAGUCAAAAAGGGAGUGUUAACUGAGAAAAAUUAACUGCCUUUGCAUAGCAGUGUGAAUUCUUCAGGAUUUUGGAAUUCCAGGAAUGUUUUACAUAUAAUACUUAUUCUCCAAGUACAUACCAUGUACUUUUUAUAUUCCUGUUUUAUAAAUGAGAUAAGCUAAGAAAUGUAGAUGGCCCCAAGUCAUAAGCAGUUAUUACCAUGAAAAAUGAAAACUAGACUUCAUGAUGCCUUGGUCUGUCCUGUACAUGAAAUGGUCUCAGUUCAGCUCUGUGUACAUCAUGGUAUAGAAGUAUUUCUUAGAUGUUGUACUCACAUUCCUAACCGUGUAGUCUUGCUUGGCUUUGAUUUUUCCUGUGACAUUAAAGCUAGUAUCAGUGAAAGGGAAUUUAUGUGUGCCCUGAGGUACAUGCCUAUAUGCUGGUGUGUAGAUGCUCAGAGAACCAUAUCCCAGCUUGCUCAUUCAGCCUCAGUGAGAAGGAAUAGUGGUCAUUUGAUUCUUGGGUACAGAACAAUGCUACAUACAUGUUGGUGUAGUUGUUAGAUUCUAAAAUCUGUUUUCAUAUCCAGAUAGGUGACAUAAAACUGCAUGGUCUCUAUUUCAUAGGACAUCAUAGCCACAGAGUCUUAGAAUAACUCUUGGCAUCAGAAUUGAAAACUUAGUUUGCUUUCUCUUGUGUAGCCUACAUUCUCACUGUAGGAGUGGUGUGUAUUCACGAUCUAGCUGUGUUCCCAGGCAAUCAUGGAACAUUCCUACUGUUCUUCAGCCUUUGCUUUCUGGGCUUUGCAAUGUCACUGCUGCGCAACCAGAGGCACAGAAGCUGCAGCUGUUGGACCCUAAUCCCUUCUGCUUGGAUUUGUUGCCAGGGUAUACAGUAGUGAAUUACCAGCUCUGGAGACAGCCUUGCAGGCAUUACCAGAGGCUUCAGCAGCAAAUCACAACUUGUGGAUGGUACUAUUCACCUUCUAUAAACUCAGCUAACACUUUUAGGUAUGUCCAGCCUUACCAUUGACCAAAUACUCUAGGCAGACAGGUAUAAUAAAUACUCCUUUAAUGAGAGAAAUGGAAAACUUGGGGGAAAAUGUCUUGCUAUUCUUUUAGCUGUGUGAUCACGAUUUUAUUUAAAUUUGUUUUUUAUUGGGUAUAACUGUAGGGAAAUAAUUUGGCUUCUAACUUACAGGGGCAUGCUACAAAGAAAAAGAUGGUAGCUGGGAAAAUUACUUGAGAUCUUUGGAAGAAAGGAGUGUUUUAUUAGUUUAUGGAAAUACUGGGAUUGUUUGGCAUGUGAAGUCAAACUGAGAAGUAGAAAACAGCUAAUUGUUUUCAGAGACCAACAGCCCAUUGUUGUAAACUGGGGUGAUGUGGACUCAUAAAGGUAGAAGCUUACCCAAAACACCACCUGAUGGUUCAGUUAGUUGGCAUUCUAAUUUGUUAAUGUCACAUUGGUGGGAAUGAGUGGAUUGUGUACUCAUUGAUAGAUUUAUUUUCAGUUAAUAGCAUGGUUUAUACUAUACCAAACCAACCUAUUUCUUCCUGUGUUGAAAGUACUUAUUUAGAAUUGAUAUCUUUCCUUGUGAUGGCUGAGGUCAUCUCUGCUGAGGAUAACGUUCUUUUUCUAUAACAGUUUUUAGUUUCUGACCAUGAAGCCAUUGCUCUGAUUCUGAUGGAUACUAAGUAGUGUCUAUGACCUCUCUUAAAUCAUACUAUAAUAUAUGAUAUUUUACUACAAAUUUCUCAGCUACAUCAGAAGUUAAACUGCUACAUAAGUAUAAGUACAUUACUACACACUUUGAAGCAAUUACUAGCAUUUGAUAUUUUAGUGAAUUAUGUGCUUAUUGUUCAGCAAAUGAUCAAGAAAACAUCAACAUAUUAAUUAAUUCAGCAGGUGAUGGAUUCAGGAUCUCAAAAAGGUAAAUAAUUUUGUUUUUUCUUUUAAUUUGACCAAUUCUGAAACCAUUAAUAGAAUCUAAAACCUUACUUUUUUAGUCUUCAUUAAUACUUUAAAGGGAACUUGGAUUUAUUAAUUGCAUAUUAUAUCCUGACUUAUGUUUGCUAACCUAAAAAUACCUUCAGUAAUUUUCAAUGAAUACUGUUAAACACCAGUGGUCCUGAUGAUAUAUUAUGGAUAAUUUUGACUGGCAAUAUUAAUCUAUAGAAGACAUAGAAAGAUUUUUAGAGUUUUUCUUUCAUCUGCAAAAAUUGACAUUUUAAAACAGAUGCUAUACACCAAGCACAUUAUUGUGAUUAUUUGUUAAAAGUUUGAGAGAGAGCAAAAUAAUUCUAUAUAAAAACUAAAUAUUUUGAUCAUGUUUGGAUUAAAGAUGAAUUUAGGCUACAAAGUAUCUGCAACAUGUAUUUAUCAUCUUGAUAUUGAUUUGAGGCAAAAAUACAUAAUGUAAUUUGGGUCCUAGAGGUAAGAAUUUAAACUUGAGUAUCUGAAACUGGCCUACCAUUUUCAGUCUUUCUUGAAUAUGACAUAUUGCUUUUCAUAGGCUACUAAGUAUAAUGAUCUUCAUUGAAAUAAAGGUAUUAAUUCUUACAUAGACUAGAAAAAUUGCAUUUUGUGGAGCAUUUUAACACAGAUGAAAUUCUCUUCCAUUUUCUUUCUGUACCUCUUCUCUAUACAUACUGUAGAUGUUUUCAAAUAAGUUCUUUCUUUGGGCCACACCAGGUUUAACAGGUGGUUCUUACCUAGGUGAGCAUAUUUGCCAACAGAGUUGGGUGCAGCCUACCUAAAUUAAAUGCCAAUGCUUUGCAAACCUAAAGGUUUAGGUUGUAAUCUCAUAGAGAACCCAACUCUUCAUAUAAUUUGAAUGCAGAUGUAAUUUCUGUGUUAUAUAAAUAGAGUCGUGUCAUUUUCAUAGCCAACAAUUUUUGGUUUCAGAUGUGCACAUGAUGAUUUGGCAAAUUACAACUGAAGUGGGAGUAGUUCAAGAUGAGUUUGAGAUAGAGCAAAUGUUGAAAUAUUUUAUAAUAGGAGCAGACACACCCCAUAAUCAUCUGAGUAGCUAAUUACAAAUGCAAAAGUACAUUUAGAUGCAGAGUGCUAAGGAGAUGAAGUGUGUGCUGCUGUAGCCAAGCCAGAUGAUGUUUUGUUGGCAAGGCUUCCACCAAGUAGAGGAACACUGGGUUCUCAAGUACUGAAGAAUCUUUAUCUGUCCUGUCCUUUUAGUAUCGUGGGCUUGGAAAAGAUGGAAUAAGGCCAUAGUUCAGUCCUCGUAUUUCAGUACUUGCAGGAACAUCUGAGAAUUAUAAGAUGACACUUAUCUAUACACAGAUUGAAAGCAGGACUAGGAUGAGGGCUGAAAAUUCCUCCCUGUGUAUGUCUAGUAAUCUAACUUCUCUAAAGCUUCAUUUAUCUUAAUUUUUCUAAAUAUAUCGUGUUGCCUGCUCCUUGCCAUAGCCCCCAGAGCUGCUAGUACAUUUAGCAGAGUGUUGUAAGAUAGCAGCUCCUUAGAAUCUUCAGCUGUGGAGCAAACUCCACAUCCCCACCCAAUACUCCACAAUCCCAGUGCACAGUGAUUCCCAAAUCUAUUGCUCUGGACUUAUGUAGGAUAAAUGGUUGUGGUGGGGGAUCAAGAAAGGAACAGAAGUGGGAAAGCUUUUAGAUCACACCGUAAGUGCUCACAUGGGGGUAGAGGGAGAUGGAUAGAGGGUAGGAAGACCUGUCAAUUGUGUCAGCUGCAAUAUAGAUCAGAGUGGGCUGAUAACAGGAUUCCUUGAGCAAAAGUUGACUGCUAGAAAAGGCAGUAAGAGCCUGGAUAAAGGCAGCAGCCAGCAGAGAAGUCAACUAGGAAGCCUGUGCUUAUGAAGUGGUGUAUGUCACCCAUUGGGGACAGCAAUUGGCAUUAAAUAGUGACAUCCAAAACAAAGUUUUGGAGACAUCUGAGGUGGAUUGGAUUGGUAUAUUUAAGUUCUUUUUAUUUGACAUGUAUAAAAUUGGUUUGUUUAGCAUAUAUUUAUUGAGGUUGCCUUUUUAAACCUUCAGUAUGUAUGAAUGGGUGAGUCUCAUGUUAUCAUUGUAUGUCUCCAGUUAGUAUAGCAAACAUAUUGCUCUAGGCUGCAGCACUGCACCCAAGCCUGAUCUCAAUGUUAGUCCUUGGGCCAAUCUUGUGCAAGGAUUAUCUGAUUGCAAAUGUCAUUUUCUUUAGGAUGCUUCUUUUGAUUCAGCCAACCAACCAGGGUACACCAGGGUACUUCAAAAAUGCCUUUCUUUUUUGUAAUAAUCACCAAAUUUCAUUGAUGUUUAUUUAGCACCUUCCCUUUUUUGAUCCAAGUCUCAAUUUCUCUGUGCAACAAUUUCCAUUCUUUUUGUUUUCCACUUGCAUCUUGAACAAUCCCAAUAAGAAAAGAUUUUUUUCUUCUUUAAAAAUAUAAAAUAUAGUAUUGUUUGGACUGUUUGAUUGAAACUAAGCAGACCAAGAGACUGGAAAUAUUUGUGGAAUCUUCUCAGAAGUCAGUUUCAAACAACGACAACAACAACAACAAAAAACAAAAACAAAAAACAAACCCCAAGAUUCUGAGCUGCCAAAGUGUUCAGAACCAUAUCUUUUAUGCUAGCCUGUGACAGUUUAUGAAUCUGAAAAUAUCUUUUCAAAAAAAUCUUCAGGUUUUCCUCAAAAGCACUUAUCAUUUGUCUUUGAAUAGAAGAUUCAAUUGAAGGACAGUUUCUUUCACUUAGUGGGGUAGUUUGUACUUUAAAUUGUGCUGACAGGUUUUCAUGACAGCCCUCAAAUGGAAGCUUGAAUUCUCUUUUCACAGCUUUUAAAGUCAGUCUCUGUCUCUCUCUGUCUCUCUGUCUCUCUCUGUC